Messenger RNA from Pimephales promelas (fathead minnow), 1937 nucleotides. It is a transcript of the gene exosc1, whose product is annotated as exosome component 1. Gene Ontology annotation, biological process: RNA processing. Gene Ontology annotation, cellular component: nuclear exosome (RNase complex); cytoplasm. Gene Ontology annotation, molecular function: RNA binding. Lineage: Eukaryota; Metazoa; Chordata; Actinopteri; Cypriniformes; Leuciscidae. The record is from RefSeq and is a predicted model, not a curated record.
GAGUGCACUCUGGGGUACUACCAUGAAGCUGUGUGUUCCAGGUGAAAGGCUCUGCAGCACGGAGGACUGUAUUCCCGGGACCGGCACGGAUCCGCGGCACGGAUACAUCUUCGCUACGCUCGCGGGAUACGUGUUGAGAAAGAACGAGGGCGAGGAGCUCCCGGUGAUUUCAGUCGUCAGGGAGACAGAAGCACAACUCUUGCCUGACGUCGGUGCCAUCGUCACCUGCAAGGUGACGAGUAUCAACCCACGCUUUGCUAAAGUCCACAUCUUGUAUGUGGGGUCAACGCCGCUAAAAGACCGGUUCAGAGGCACUAUCAGAAGAGAAGACGUGAGAGCGACGGAGAAAGAUAAGGUGGAGACGUACAAAAGCUUCAGGCCGGGAGACAUUGUCCUUGCAAAAGUGAUCUCUUUGGGUGACGUGCAGUCGAACUACCUGCUGACCACGGCGGAGAACGAGCUGGGCGUCGUCGUGGCCCACAGCGAGGCGGGGGCUCAGAUGGUGCCCAUCAGCUGGUGUGAGAUGCAGUGUCCUCGCACGCACGCCAAAGAGUUUCGCAAGGUCGCGCGGGUACAGCCGGAGUACCUGCAGGCCUAAGCCACGCCCACAGGAACCCUAGACCACACCCACUGGAACACACAGCUUCAAAGACACGCCCCCUUCUCUCACGGAACUCUCGUGUAUGUUCGGAAUUCUAGGUGUGACUCUCGAUGAUUUAAAUCUCCUGUCACAUUCCACACUGCCUGUGAAUGCCAAGAACCCGUCGACAGCCGAUCACAUGACCCUAAUCUGAGUGUCCUUGCAUUACUAAGCAGUAUUCUGGCAUUCAUGACGCUCUAGGUGCGGCGACACACUUGGAUUGUGAUAUCACAUAUUCAGAUGCUUUUGGAAGCUCUGAAACAUGAGCGGGAAUGUCAUAUUAUUGAGCUUCUUUAAACAUUGAGGAAAUUAUGAGUGAAUCUGAAGUAAACAAAGUUGCUGGGUCACAUUUUAAGUGCAAAUCAAAAAGAAGAAAAAUUAUUUUUUUUGCGUAAGGUAAACCAGCAGACGCCUGUUUUUUAUUUUUUGUGUUGCAAUUUGUUUUAUUUUCUUGACAAUAAAGCAUGUUUAGCUGCAAUUUUUCAUUACUGUAAUGCAUCUGAAAGUUUUGCUUUAUUUUUGUAAUUCAUUUAAUUCUCAAAAAUAAUUCUCAUUAUUGCAAGUACUUUUUACGUCAGCACUGAUUGAAGAUAGUACAACAAAUAUUACAUUAUGUAGACAUACUGUAUAUAUAGAGAAAGAGAGACUUCAAUUAAAUUUUAUGGUAAUGAGAAUUGUGUUAUGAAAUGUGCUUCAAGAAAAUCUCACAAUGCAGAAACCUUAAUGCAAUAUAUAUUUUUUUCCUUUUUAAUUGUGGUUAAAAUAUGACCUUGAUGUUCUUGAGAGGUUUUUGUGAGAUUCACUCUUUUAGCUUCAUGUUUAUUAAACCAAAUUGCCUAGGAUUAAAGGUUAGUGUUGAGUUUAUCAUUGGCCAAAUCUGUUAAUCUUUCUGCAGAUCUGCAGAGUGAAUGCUGACAGAAAUCAAGAACAUACACUAUGGAAGUAUGUUCUUUAUCUCAUCCGGGCCAUUUGAUUAAAAGUUUGAUGAAAAGCAACAGUAGAGAACUGGAACUGCGCUAUUGUCACGAUCUCAGUCUCUGCAACAGAUUUGUCAGUCUUUCACAACGGGAUUUGAAGUUUAUAGAGCAUUAGCAUUAGGCAACACUUUUUUCUAACUCUUAAAAACACAUGAACCACAGACAUAGUCACCCAUGGAUGAAUUUACUUUUAUCUCUGGCUGCUUUUAUUCAGAUUAUCUGGAAAUGCCUUAUCUGAUACCUUUUCCUUAUUCUGUCCUUUUUAGAGGUCAUGUGUUUAAAAAGAAGAAGAAAAAUAAAGUUUAACAACAUGAGCUCAA